Molecule: messenger RNA, 660 nt
Organism: Strongylus vulgaris
Lineage: Eukaryota; Metazoa; Nematoda; Chromadorea; Rhabditida; Strongylidae
Source: the annotation of a GenBank genome assembly
GCCAAAAAAGAAUGGGGUGAUGGCAUGCGAGGACUGGCGUUAACAACAGCACAAUACUCUCUACUCAAGGUCGAGGACAAAGAUCCUCAUCCGAAAAACUGGCGACCGCAACUACUUAUUUGUUUGUCAACCACGUGGUCAAAAGAAGUGAUAGAUCUGCGAGCGAUGUCAAUGUUAAACCUUGGAGCACAACUGAAGGCCGGACAAGGCUUAGCGAUUGCAUGCGCCUUCCUGAAAGGUUCCGCUGACAAUGCUAAAGACAAGAUUCACGCACAACAGGUGAAAGAUCGUCUCACCAAAGACAUGGCUAAGACAAGGCUACGAGGAUUCAGUAAAACAAUUUUUUAUACAGAAACCCAGAAGAGUGGUUGUGUCUCAGCGUUAUUCCAAUCCAUUGGAAUUGGUGGUUUACGUCCAAAUACAAUUCUUUUAAGUUGGCCAAAGACUGACGAUCCAGAAGAGGUGGAGCUUUUCACAGAAAAGCUUAUUUGCGGAGUGAUCAAUGACAACUGUGUCCUAGUCGCGAAAGGAAUUACAGAUUUUCCUGACAGUAACGAUCGUCUUAUUGGGUAUGCCGUAAUAAAAACUAAUCCUUCCCAACUAGUCUCAUCCAUGUCCAAUCAUUUAUUCGUACAACAUUCAUUCAAAAGCUUGAGUUAA